UAAAUACAUUUUGUGCAAAAUUUUGCAACCGGUAUCGUUUUCUCAGUUGAAUCGAAUUUUAAGUAGCAAACUGUGCUAGGAUAGCUCAGCAGAACUUAAGCAAUGGAAACCACAACGCAAAAUAACGACCAUCAGAGUAAAAGGUGGAACCAUUUGCGUAAGAUCCUUGAACGCUCCGGUCCCUUCUGCCCACCCAAUUUUUCGGCAUCUAACGAAACAUUGGAAUUUCUGCUGAAUACUUCCAAAAUUCUUGUGAUUGGUGCUGGUGGAUUAGGAUGCGAGCUGUUGAAGGACCUAGCCUUGAUGGGCUUUCGGGACAUUCACGUAAUCGAUAUGGAUACGAUCGAGCUGUCCAACUUGAAUCGGCAGUUUCUGUUCCGCAGAGCCGACAUUGGCAAGUCUAAGGCAGAAUGUGCCGCUGUUUUUGUAAAUGCAAGAAUUCCAGGCUGUACGGUUACUCCCCACUUUUGUAAGAUUCAGGAUUUCGGUGCAGGUUUCUACCGCCAGUUUCACAUUAUUGUGUGUGGUUUGGAUUCCAUUGUGGCCCGUCGGUGGAUCAACGGAAUGCUGAUAUCGAUGGUGGAGUAUGAGGAGGACGGAUCGGUUGAUGAAACAUCUAUUAUUCCUCUAGUGGACGGUGGAACCGAAGGGUUCAAGGGGAACGCCAGGGUCAUUUUGCCGGGCAUGACGGCUUGUAUCGAUUGUACGUUGGAUUUGUUCCCUCCUCAAGUGACCUAUCCUCUGUGUACCAUUGCCAAUACUCCUCGCCUGCCGGAGCAUUGCAUUGAGUAUGUUAAAAUUAUACAAUGGCCCAAGGAGAAUCCAUUUGGAAGUGAUAUCAGUUUAGACGGCGACGAGCCACAGCAUAUUACUUGGGUGUACGAGAAGGCUCAAGAACGAGCGAAUACUUUCAACAUAACCGGUUUGUCCUAUCGGUUGGUUCAGGGAGUUCUGAAGAACAUCAUUCCGGCUGUGGCCAGUACUAAUGCCGUAAUUGCAGCUGCAUGCGCAACGGAGGUGUUCAAAAUUGCAUCCAGCUGCUGCCAGCCGUUGAAUAACUAUAUGGUCUUCAAUGACAGCGAUGGAAUCUACACCUACACGUACGAGGCAGAGAAGAAAACCGACUGUCUGGCAUGUAGCCAAGUGCCACGCCCGGUGGAUGUAGUCGAUCCGAACACUAUGACCUUGCAAGAUUUGAUUCAACAUUUGUGCGACAGUGCUGAGUUUCAGAUGAAGAACCCGGGUCUAACGACCAGCGUCGGUGGAAAGAACAAGACCCUCUACAUGGCUACGGUCAAGAGUAUCGAGGAGGCAACCAAGGGCAAUUUGACCCAAUCGCUCGGAGAGCUUGGCUUGACGGACGGACAGGAGAUAAUGGUGGCGGAUGUUACAAACCCGAACGCAAUUUUGAUUAAGCUUAAGUUCCAAAGCAACGAAGUUGAAAUGGCUUAGGAAGUCGAGUGAUAUGUUUUGUUUUUUUUUUCAUCAAAGUGAAAAGUGGUAAUAAAGAUGGAUGCUUGAAA
Ochlerotatus camptorhynchus is the source of this 1523-nucleotide messenger RNA. It is a transcript of the gene Uba3, whose product is annotated as Ubiquitin-like activating enzyme 3. Gene Ontology annotation, cellular component: nucleus; cytoplasm. The transcript is spliced from 2 exons. Lineage: Eukaryota; Metazoa; Arthropoda; Insecta; Diptera; Culicidae. Gene Ontology annotation, biological process: protein neddylation. Bases 103 to 1452 code for a protein of 449 amino acids. The record is from RefSeq and is a predicted model, not a curated record. Gene Ontology annotation, molecular function: NEDD8 activating enzyme activity.